Molecule: messenger RNA, 1672 nt
Organism: Polypterus senegalus (gray bichir)
Lineage: Eukaryota; Metazoa; Chordata; Cladistia; Polypteriformes; Polypteridae
Exons: 4
Coding region: 527-1537 (336 amino acids)
Source: RefSeq, a predicted model, not a curated record
GCCAGUUAUGUGCUUUGUUGAAGUCUGUGGGAUUACUAAUAAACCAACUAACGUCAAGGACAAGUUUAAAGAGUGAGAUCAGCACAGAAAACGUGGAGCAACAGGAAAGAAAACUCUAAAAUGGCUCAGAAAGCAGGCGAGCGAGACCAGCGUCAACAAAGGGAAAGUCUGGCGCGGUAACGGGAAACAGGACAAGAAGAUCUGACUGACAGCUUUUAUUGCAAUCACUUAUCAUACAAGCAACAAGCAACAAACUGGCAUUGUAUACAUUUUGUUAGGGAAGAAUAAAGUGACAGGAAAAACACCAGCAAAUGGGGGGAAAAAAAAAAACUGGAGCUUGUAAUUAUAGUGUUAGUUGCGUUUAUGUAGCAUUUCUUUUUACUUCAUUGUAAGUUCAAGAUAUAAAACAGAGAGAGCAUGUGCAAAAGAGAGCUCUCUAAAGGUGUGGCGGAGUGGCAGAUAAAACAAAAGGAGCCGUUAACAAGUCAAAGUGAAUGCAAUCUUCGCUUGUUCUGCAGUCUACAAAAUGAAAUAUGGAUUCAGACCUUCGUGUGGGCAACAGAUUUUAAGGUUGUUUCAGGCAUUUCGAAGAAGCUUCAACUGUUUGGACCCAGCAGAAAAUGUCCUCCUUCGGCGGUUUGCCCUCCUGUCAGUCAUCACUUUCUACAUUCUUGGUUCCACACUGUCUGAUUUCCUCUGCCGUGUUUUCAUCAUGCAGUAUAAAUAUACAUUUCCUGUAUUUCUUGCCUUUGGAGAGGUUCUGCUAACUUUGCUUGUUCUGAAGCUAUUAAGAAGAAUGGGAUGGGCCUCGAUGAAGCCGUAUUCCAUGCACGUUGGGGAGCAAUUUCUUGUGCCUUCAAUUUGCUUCAGUUUUCAGGCUGUGUUGGACUUCUGGGCUGUCUGCUAUGUCCACUCCCGCCUCUUCUGUAUGAUCCAGCACCUCAUUCCAAUAGCUUGCCUGGCAUGGGAGUAUAGCCUUGGUAUGCCAUAUGCCUGUUCCUUCAGGGUUCGCCUGCUGGUCAUGAUCAUCAGUGUCUUUUCAUUUCUUCAAGAUAUUCAGAGCCUACAGGAUGACUACCUCGCAAUUGUGUACAGCCUACUAAGCCUUCUCCUUGACAGUCUGUAUCUGCGUUGGCUACAGAUGACCAUACAGAUGCAGUCGCAUUGCAGCACUUCAGUGAUGGAUGUAUACUACACAAUCAUUGUUAACAGCAGUCUAGUGCUUGGUCUCCUCUGGAUUCUGCAAAUGGACUACUCACAGGCUAUUGCCCAGGGCAGCUGGAACAGUCUAAUCUUCAUGGGGUACCUACUUGCAGCGUUAGGCCUGGGAUCCCUGUUUAGAUUCCUGAUCUGCUGGACAGUUCUCAGAGGAUCAGCAAUAACUGCUAGUAUCAUGAAAUUAGCAAAAGAAAACUUUAAUCUAAUAAAAGGCUUGUGGUCCAGCUCCAUGCCUGCUUCUUUAAUCAGCCCCAGUGGGAUGGUUUUGUAUGCAUAUUGGAUCAUAACUGGGAAAACAAAGCUGGUAAUGGACAGCUAACAUCAAAAACAAGAAGAGGUAAAGGUGCCCUUACAGACUCGAAGAUCUGCUCAUCGACAACUGUAAAUGUAAACACAUUUUUGAACUGUAGGCUGUGUUGAAGAUCCUUAAUAUUAAAAAAACACUAUGUGUGUA